AUGAAGUUCCUCAUCGUCUUUGUUGCCCUCUUCGCUCUGGCUGUCGCCGCACCCAUCGGUGAUGAGUCUCUAGCCCAGGUCAUCAGAAACGAAUCUGACGUUGGACCCGAGAGCCACUCUGCUUCUUAUGAAACAAAUAACGGUAUCAGUGCUAGUGAAUCAGGAAAACUGAGAGCGUCUAACAAUCAGGAGGAGACCAUUUAUGCCGUCCAAGGCCAAUACUCGUACACCGCUCCCGAUGGCACCCCCAUCCUUGUUAGGUGGAUCGCUGAUGAGAACGGUUUCCAGCCCGAGGGUGCUCAUUUGCCCACCGUAUAA
Molecule: messenger RNA, 318 nt
Organism: Drosophila busckii
Lineage: Eukaryota; Metazoa; Arthropoda; Insecta; Diptera; Drosophilidae
Product: larval cuticle protein 65Ag1-like
Exons: 2
Coding region: 1-318 (105 amino acids)
Cellular component (GO): chitin-based extracellular matrix
Molecular function (GO): structural constituent of chitin-based larval cuticle
Source: RefSeq, a predicted model, not a curated record